GCCCAUUAUAGGUCCUGCAUUACCACCUGGCUUUAGGAAACCUUCACAGGAUGCUGGAAACAGCAGAUAUUCCAUAGCACCGUCUGUUUCAUCAGAAUUCCAUACCCAGGUAACAGAUAGUAGUGAGGAAGAAGACAACCUUAUAGGCCCGAUGCCUGCAAAAGGACCGGUGGAGUCUGAUGUGGCUAAAGAAUUUGAACGCAGAGCUCAGAGAAUGAAGGAAAAACUUACUUCAGCAGACAGCGAUGAACCCAAGCAAGUUACCAGGGAAUCAUGGAUGACAGAGCUUCCACCUGAAUUGAAAAGCUUUGGAUUUGGCCCAAGAACGUUCAAGAGAAGAGCUGAUGACAAAUCAGGUGAUAGAUCUAUUUGGACAGAUACUCCAGCUGACAGAGAGAGAAAAGCCAAGGAAAGAGAAGAGGCAAAAAAGUUGACCAGUAAGGAUAAUGAAGAAAUCGUGUUAUCUGGGAGAGAUAAGAGACUUGUUGAGCAGGUGACUUCAUACAAUGUAAGUGUAAGAUCAGAAUACUUCCCCUUCCUGCAUUUCCUUUAA
Molecule: messenger RNA, 553 nt
Organism: Apaloderma vittatum (bar-tailed trogon)
Lineage: Eukaryota; Metazoa; Chordata; Aves; Trogoniformes; Trogonidae
Gene: GPALPP1
Product: GPALPP motifs containing 1
Exons: 4
Source: RefSeq, a predicted model, not a curated record